UCAAAACAACGCGCCUGUCCUGAUUGGCCGGCGGCGAGCACGUGACUUCACAGCUGAUUUCCGCGGAUGGCAUGUUUUCUCAGGAUCGGAUGCUCGUCUUCACCUCGGCGAGGCAUGAAUGCGCCUCUCAUCGCCGCUGGAUCAGCCGUGGCUCACUGACACACAGCAGACCCACAGGCGUUAUGGCCCAGGCUGCACAGAUGAACGUCGUCCUGGACAUCAACACUCCUCUCCGAGUGGAGCACGACAAGAAAAGACGACAAUUCAGCAUCCGACUGAACGGUUCCCAUGACAGGGCUGUUCUGCUGUAUGAAUAUGUGGGGAAGAAGACCGUGGAUCUGCAGCACACCGAGGUUCCUGAAGCUUACCGAGGACGAGAGAUUGCCAAACACCUUGCCAAGGCUGCAAUGGACUUUGUGGUAGAGGAGGACCUAAAAGCCCAUUUAACCUGCUGGUACAUCCAGAAAUACGUCAAAGAAAACCCUCACCCCCAUUACUUGGAGCACGUCCUCCACUGAGAGCCAGAGAUGGGGACGAUCUCCAUUCUAAUAGGAUGAUUUGGGAUUGGGUGGGAUAGGUAUCUUUUGGGAUUCCCUAAUCUGUCUGACUGGUCUUGAAACUCCACAAAAGAAAGGGAUUUAUUUUUUGUUUGCGAGUGAGUUCGAUUUAAGAAGGGGAGAGAUCUGAAAAUACGAAACGUUUUCUUAGGACAGAUAAGAGUGUGGACAUUGAGGUGGGCUAGUUUCCCAGUGACUCAAGCGGACUUUCAAGCCAAUCCAGAGAAGUGAGGGGAUUAUGACACCUAUUAUGAACUCAAAAUAUCGACUGUUUGAUAUGAUCAUAAGAGUGACGUUAGACUCCAUAUGCCUCUCUGGCCUUACACCUUCAGAUUUAGUGGUGCUCACGAGAGAGUUACACGUGUACUUGUGUUCCCACAUGCACAGAACGUGCACACUCAGCCUGGCGUGGCGUUUUAGGGACAUCACAAUCUAACCGUCCUGUCAGAAACGACUAUUUCUUCUGUGCAUGUUCAAGGCUGAUCUUGUGCUUUUGCAUGUGUGUAUCUGUGUAUACUAUGGCCAGUGAAGAGCUCAGACUCUGGAGACAAUCGCCUGCCCAUAUAUUUGCAGGGCUGAACCUCUCAGGAUGCACACUUUAUAAAAACAAUAAAGCACCUCUGCAAAGGGGAUUCUGUUACAUGUGGUUGGAUGCGUGUGUGUGCGUUGAAUAACCGAAUAUGAGCGUGUGUAUGUUAGUUACUCCCAAAAUUCCCAGGGGUCUUAUUAAAAGUUGAUGAACUGCCUUCAGCAAGAUCGGUUGUUUGCAGGGUAGGCAGUGCACAGAGCAGACCAUCAUGCCAUGUUCUGUGCUGACACCAUUGAUGACCAUGAUAUUCCUGGUGAUGAUAAUGAAGGCUGUCUUUUUUUAAAUAAAGCAACUGGGCUCUGAUAUGUCAAAUUGUGAUGUAAUAAAGCCUAAAGAUGCCUGAAAUUCAUCUGUUUUUACACACUUAUGUACUUUUAAUA
This is a messenger RNA of Sinocyclocheilus grahami, 1526 nucleotides long. RefSeq names its product protein NATD1. The record is from RefSeq and is a predicted model, not a curated record. The transcript is spliced from 3 exons. Bases 72 to 518 code for a protein of 148 amino acids. Lineage: Eukaryota; Metazoa; Chordata; Actinopteri; Cypriniformes; Cyprinidae.